Messenger RNA from Boleophthalmus pectinirostris (great blue-spotted mudskipper), 1270 nucleotides. RefSeq names its product ubiquitin carboxyl-terminal hydrolase 47-like. The transcript has 10 exons. Gene Ontology annotation, molecular function: cysteine-type deubiquitinase activity; cysteine-type endopeptidase activity. Gene Ontology annotation, cellular component: cytosol; nucleus. The record is from RefSeq and is a predicted model, not a curated record. Gene Ontology annotation, biological process: protein deubiquitination. NCBI's taxonomy places the organism in Eukaryota, Metazoa, Chordata, Actinopteri, Gobiiformes, Gobiidae. The coding region runs from base 230 to 1270 and encodes 346 amino acids.
CACAGCUACAAUAAAAGUGUAGAGACACAUGGAGGAUUUCUGAGUCAAAUCUGUUUAUUCGUCAGUUCACAGCAGCAGUAGUUUUGUAUCAGGACGAGUCUGUAGUUGGAAUAUUCUGUGCUGGGGUGUGGGCGAGUCAGGACGACUGGAGAUUUAUACACAGAACACUAAAAUGUCUGGCACUUGCUGAAGUCACUUUUGAACCAAUGAUAGGACAAAUUCAGACAAAAUGUUUAAGAGGAAAUGGCAAACAGGAUCAAGAGACACGUCUCUUCAUGGUCUGUGGAACCAGGGCGCCACCUGUUACCUGAACAGUGUACUGCAGGUGCUGUUUAUGACUCCAGAGGUGCACGAGGGGCUGAAGAGAAACACUUCAACAGACGACAGCGACGGAGUUUUAAAAGAUGUGUUUGACAAACUGAAACAGGAUACGAGUGAAACAACAAAAAUCACAGAUCUUCUGCAGAUUAGAGAUGUUCACAGGCAGCAUGACGCUGCUGAAUACCUGGAGCUCCUGCUGAAUCGGUUGAGUCCCGAUGUCUCUAAGCCCUUCCGUGGGACACUCACAAACAAAACCGAAUGUGAAGAAGGACACUGUAUUAUUGAGGAGACAACAGACUUCUGGACUCUCCCCUUGGCUCUCUCAGACUGCACAUCUGUGGCUGAGGGGUUUCAGAAGGUCUUUGAGACUCAAUCAUUCAAUGUCUAUUGUACUGUAUGUAAGGAGAGCACAGAUGCAAAAAGAUGCUGCCAAAUGAAGACGCCUCCUACUGUCCUGGUUCUGCUUCUCAAGAGGUUCAUCAUUGAUCCUAGAAAUGGUUUUCAUUAUAAGUCCAAAUGUGAAGUGGAGCUGUCGAGGGAAAUAGAGACAGAGGUAAAGAUGCAGGAGAUCUGUAAAAUCCUAGUAAAAGUUCACUCUUGUGUGUGCCCUCUGCUUGUGCAGGGUUUAUCCUUCUCUCUGUGUGGAGUGGUGGAUCACCAGGGCAGUGCACACGGUGGACACUACACAGUCUCCAUGAAGUCUCAGGAGGACCAGAACUGGUACUGCUUCAGUGAUGCACAUGUACACGAGACGGAGGAGCCAGCGGGACAGAGAUCUAAAACUGCGUAUUUACUGAUUUACAGAGCUUUACCCACUCAAAGGAAAGAGCUGCCUCCAAAAGACCAGAUGGACUCAGAAGAUCAUUCCUUUCUCACCAGACCGGCGGCCGCCAAACCCGGAAGUGCCCGUCCGACCGGCCCACGUGACACCCGACAAUGUUCUCAAUAA